UGCGCAUUUCAAGUAAUAUUCUACCUGAUACCCAUCAUCUACCACCGUCACCCCAUAUUUGGCGUACGCGGGCAUCGGAUAGACCUGUUUCUCCGGGCUAUAGCCGGCACCUCAGCGGCCAUAUUCAUAUACCAGGCCUAUCGGCUCAUACCUCUAGGCGACGCCACCACGAUCCAAUUCUCGUCGCCCGUAAUCGUCAUAUUCCUGGCCGUAUUCAUACUCCACGAACCGCUAACCUGUCUACAGGUGUUUACGGGCAUUGCCACGUUUGGCGGCAUUAUAAUCAUUGCCAAACCGGAGUUUAUAUUGGGGAGCGACGGGCGUUGCCAUGGCGGCGAGUUUACCACGGUGCUAAUUGUGGACCAAUGGCGUUGGCCGGCCGGUUGGCUCAGUUACGGCCUAUUGGUAGCGAUAGGGGUGUUGGGUAUCGCCGACCAGUACUUUAUGACUAUAGCCUUACAUUAUGAGUCGGCCGGACUCGUGGCCAUCACCCGUACGCUUAACAUAGUGUUGGCCUUCGUAUGGAACGUAUGGUUGUUGGGCGAGGAGAGUGAUUGGACCUCGGUGACCGGUGCCCUGGUUGUGACAGUAUGCAUAGCGGGCCUGAGUGUUAGUAAAUGGCGCCAAGAGAAACCUGAUCAAUUUACCCGAUGCACGCGUAGGGUGUUUUGUUGUUGCUGUUGCUAUGGUAACCAAGUGGACACCUAUGCCGACGAUAGCGAGAGGGAUGUGCUUAUUAUUAGGAAACAUUCGCAACCGUUUUACGAUAGUAUCGACGAUAAGCCCACAGGCAGUCCAGUCAUUACCACCCGAACGCCGCCCCGUAACGAGAGUUUCACGGGUAAAGCUCUACACAAUGAUGACAUCGUGGUUGAGAAAAAUAAAAUUUUGUUUCCCUGAUAACUUAUGGUGAAUUUUUUCAAGUUUUAUUUUGUGCUAGCCAAAUUAAUCAACUUGUAUAAGCAUUUAAUAUAUACCCAUG
Messenger RNA from Medioppia subpectinata, 982 nucleotides. NCBI's taxonomy places the organism in Eukaryota, Metazoa, Arthropoda, Arachnida, Sarcoptiformes, Oppiidae. The record is from the annotation of a GenBank genome assembly.